AUGCUCUUCCCGCUUGCCCUUCUCGCUGCUGCGCCUACGGCACUGGCUUGCUUGGGGUACACCGGCGGCGUGCCCAAGCCGACUGGAAAUGUGGCCCUCAAGGCACCCAUCUACGUUAAGGCUGGCCAGGUUUAUGACGGUGGCUGGCGCAAGUUUGACAGGAACCCCAGCACCUGCAACGGUCAAGGCGAGGGAGGCGAGGACGACACGGCCUUCGUUGUCGAGCGUGGCGGCACUCUCCGCAACGUGAUCAUCGGAAAGACCGCCGGAGAGGGUGUCUACUGCAAGGGAGGCGGCUGCAACCUCGAGUUUGUCUGGUUCGAGGACGUCUGCGAGGAUGCCAUCUCCAUCAAAGACGACAGGCCGGGAGACGUGACCAACAUCAUCGGCGGCGGUGCCUACCACGCCUCGGACAAGGUCAUUCAGCAUAAUGGUUGCGGACGAGUGAACAUCAUCAAUUUCUACGCCGAGGAUUACGGCAAGGUCUACCGUUCGUGCGGAACUUGCCAGAAGUGCGCCCGCGAGGUCUACGUCGAGGGAGUCACCGCUCGCAAGGGAGGCGAGGUUGUCGGCAUCACCAAGUCCAACGGCGACAAGGCCACGCUGGUCAAUGUGUGCACCGACGCCAAGACCCCCUGCCAGAACUACAGCGGCCCUGGCAAGAAGGACGGCGCGUGCUAA
Molecule: messenger RNA, 681 nt
Organism: Parathielavia appendiculata
Lineage: Eukaryota; Fungi; Ascomycota; Sordariomycetes; Sordariales; Chaetomiaceae
Product: polysaccharide lyase family 3 protein
Exons: 5
Coding region: 1-681 (226 amino acids)
Biological process (GO): pectin catabolic process
Cellular component (GO): extracellular region
Molecular function (GO): pectate lyase activity
Source: RefSeq, a predicted model, not a curated record